This is a messenger RNA of Prunus armeniaca (apricot), 534 nucleotides long. The record is from the annotation of a GenBank genome assembly. Lineage: Eukaryota; Viridiplantae; Streptophyta; Magnoliopsida; Rosales; Rosaceae.
AUGCAUUUAAGGAAUGAGGUGAGCAGCGUUCUAAAGAUCCCAACUGUUGAGUUUCAUGAGAAAUAUUUGGGAUUGCCAACUGUGAUUGGCAGGAAAAAGAAGGAUUGUUUCAACGGAAUAAAAGAAAGAUUGAGGAAGAAGCUUAAUGGAUGGAAAGAGAAAUUGCUUUCAAAAUCAGGAAAGUCUCUCCUUAUCAAAGCGAAUUCAAAGUAUUGCAAAGGUAUUAGCUGGGCAAAGUGGGAGCAUUUGUGUUUUACAAAGGAUGAAGGUGGAAUGGGGUUUAGAGAUCUGGAGUUAUUUAACAAAGCUCUUGUGGCUAAGCAAUGUUGGAGACUUAUUACCAAUGAACAGUCUUUGAUUUGGGGUUGUGAGUUGCUCUUGAGUGGGUUAAGGAAAAGGAUUGGAGAUGGACAAGAAACUCUAGUCUAUGGAGAUGCUUGGAUUCCUAGACCUAAUUCUUUCCGCCCUAUUUCCCCUCAAGUGUUGGAUCAAGAAACUAAAAAGAUGUUAAGGCCAUUACCUCUAUCUCUUUGA